AUGGACUCGUCACAAGAUUUCAAUUCCCUCCAGGAGGCAAUCCAAAAGUCGCUCGUCUCAACUGUCAAGUCCGCCAAUCGCAUCGCAUCCCAAGAUCUGAGUUUCCAGCGCACCAUCAACCCAGAUGUUGCCGAGCAGCUCGAUGACAAGACGUCGCGUAUUCUCGAUCUUUCCACCCGGUUACUAAGCUCAGCAGCUCAAGCAUGUGGCCUAAAGCCGAUCAAGUUGGAAGACCCCGAAGAUGUAGACAUGAACUGGCGCGCGGUGGUGGACGUGGUAGAUUCCAUCUUGGAAAAGGCAGAUCGGGCGAUAGACGAGUACACGGGUCUUGUCAAACAGAGAGAGAAUGGCGACUCGGAUUCUAACUCCAAGGCGAAGCAACCCAAAUCAACAGGCAAGGUUAUCCGCAACGCCAACGUAAAGAAGCCGCAGCUGGACUUUGAAAUUCAACCGAAUAACUUCUUUGAUGGGCCUUGGAAGCCUAUUCUGACAGAGAAGCCGCAUGCAACUGUCCCUUUGGAUGAGAGCCUGGUCACAUUUGUCCGAAACGAUGGCACAACUCAAUACAGACACCCAUACGAAACAGAGAUAUCAAGCAUGCAAUAUCCGGACCGACUAUUCCAGAUCCAAGAUCCGAUUUUGCCCCAGCCAGACGAGGCGACCUCAGCUACAUGGGUGGACACAUACGAGGGCGUUCUUGCUAUGCUUGAAGAGCUAAAGGAAGCCAAGGAAAUCGCGGUUGAUUUGGAACAUCAUGACUUUAGAACGUAUAUUGGACUGGUCUCCUUGUUGCAAAUCAGCACUCGAGAAAAGGACUGGGUUGUUGAUACGCUGAAGCCGUGGCGACAUAAGCUCCAGGUGCUUAACGAAGUAUUCGCCGAUCCCACCAUUGUCAAGGUCUUUCACGGAGCAUAUAUGGAUAUGGUCUGGCUGCAGCGAGAUCUUGGCCUCUACGUCAAUGGCCUCUUCGACACAUUUUUCGCCAGCGAUGCCUUACAUUACUCAAGUCGAAGUUUGGCGUUUCUCCUUUCAAAAUUUGUCAACUUUGAUGCUGACAAGCGAUAUCAACUGGCUGACUGGAGAAUCAGGCCCCUCUCCGAGGAAAUGAUGUUUUACGCUCGUUCAGAUACCCACUACCUUCUCUACAUCUACGAUAAAAUUCGAAACGAACUUGUCCAAUCGUCGGACUCCGAUAAACACCUCGUAAAGCGUGUCUUGGAAAGAUCGCGAGAGCUUUCACUGUCAAGGCAUGAGAAUCCGGAAUGUAACGCAGAAACCGGCGAAGGGUCGAGGGGGUGGUUCAACUUUGUUCUCAAAAACUCACAGCUUGGUUAUAAAAGCGAGCAAUUUGCCAUAUUCAGGGCUCUCUGGAAUUGGCGAGACCUUACUGCUCGUAAAGAGGACGAGAAUCCCAAUUUUGUGCUGGGCAACAACAAUCUGACCGAAAUUGUACGCGUCAACCCACCGGACGCCAAGGCCCUCCACAGCCUACUACCGCUGAAUGCAUCUCUAGCUCGAUCUAGGGUGAAUGAGAUAUGGACUCAGAUGCAAGAGGAAAAAGCUCGAGGAGGUCCGAGCCUGCUACAGUUUUUCUCUUCCAGAGACCCUGCAACCCUACAGAGCCAGAGUGGAGUUCCAAGGGUAACAAAAACGCAAAGUCAAGCUCUAAAGCCCGACGCAAAUGUGACAGCCGCAAAACUUGCGCGAUCGCAGUUGUUUGGCGAUGUUGCCGUUAGCUCGCGAUGGGAUGAAAUGAAGGAGUCAGGUGAUGUCAAGGAAGACUACUUCCCCUUCCCUUGGCAGCGGUUUGUUGGCGAUGUCGCAAAUGUCGUGGUCGAAGUCGAGCCCCAGCAAGAACCUGUAGUAACUGCCCCUCCAAAAGAGGAGACUAUACCUGCUGCAGAAGUUGAUAAAGACGAAGAAUUCACGUUGCGGAGAGGACAGAAGAGAAAGGCUGAGGCUGUUGAGAACGACGAGUCAAUAUCUAGCGAAGCUGACUUGGCUUCCGAUGGCGAUGCUGAGAUGCAAGAUGAGAACGCCAAUGACGACGCUGUCAUUGAGAUAGACGAUGAGGAUACUCCUUCCAGGGCGGCGAAGAAAGCAAAGAAGUUGGAGAAGAAGAAGCAGCGAGAUGAAGCCCGGGCGGCUCAGGAACAGCAACGCCUAGAGCUUCGUACUAAGCGACAAGAGGAGAAGCUCGUUCGCAAAGAGCAGCGGAAGAACCAGCAACAAGCGAAGAAGGAAGAGCCUACCAAGUACCAAGCUGUUCCUUUCGACUACAGCAAGGCGGCCUCGGUUCUGCAUGCGAAGAGAGAAGAUACUAAGGAAUCGGCCCAAGAAGCUAAGAAGAAGGCAUUUGAUCCUUAUGCAAAGACGGGCGAUGACGAGAUCAAACCCGCAAGGAAGAUGCCGCCAGUUAGGGGCGAGAAGAGCGCUACAUUUAAGAAAUGA
This is a messenger RNA of Trichoderma atroviride IMI 206040, 2451 nucleotides long. RefSeq lists its product as uncharacterized. Gene Ontology annotation, cellular component: nuclear exosome (RNase complex); nucleolus. The record is from RefSeq and is a predicted model, not a curated record. NCBI's taxonomy places the organism in Eukaryota, Fungi, Ascomycota, Sordariomycetes, Hypocreales, Hypocreaceae. Gene Ontology annotation, molecular function: single-stranded RNA binding; nucleotide binding; 3'-5'-RNA exonuclease activity. Gene Ontology annotation, biological process: nuclear polyadenylation-dependent CUT catabolic process; TRAMP-dependent tRNA surveillance pathway; exonucleolytic trimming to generate mature 3'-end of 5.8S rRNA from tricistronic rRNA transcript (SSU-rRNA, 5.8S rRNA, LSU-rRNA).